CGACCGCGAACGAGGCAUGUCAUACGACGAUGCACUCGUCUGCCCACCACACACAACGGAGCGCAAGCUGGUGUCGAAGAUUGAUUUUCACGUCGUACCAUUCUUGUGUAUCCUUUACUUGCUCGCCUUCUUGGACAGAGUCAACAUCGCGAACGCCAAUGUCGCAGGCAUGUCCGAGGACCUCCAUCUCGAAGGUGACGAAUACAACACCGCCCUCGUCAUCUUCUUCGUACCGUAUAUUCUUUUCGAGAUCCCCAGCAAUAUUCUGCUCAAGAAGUUUAAGCCACAUGUCUGGCUCUCGGGCUGCAUGUUCCUGUUCGGCCUCACUACAACAUUGCAAGGAGUGGUACAAAAUUAUUCUGGCUUGCUCGCUACACGUUUCUUCCUGGGACUUUUCGAGGCUGGCAUGUUUCCCGGAUGCUUCUACCUCUUGGGCACUUGGUACCUGAGAACGGAAGCACAGAGAAGAUACAGCUUCUUCUUCUCGAGCACUACUCUUGCUGGUGCAUUCGCUGGUCUGCUUGCUGCAGCCAUUGGAAAGAUGGACGGAAUUGCUGGAUACCAAGGAUGGAGAUGGAUUUUCAUCCUCGAAGGCAUCCUCACCUGUGUCGUCAGCGCAGCAUUCUUCUUCGUUCUUCCCGACUUUCCCGAAGACAGUAACUGGCUUACCCCGGAGGAGAAGCACUUCGUCACAAACCGUCUCCGCAGCGAACAAGGUGCCUCGGCCGUGGAACGCAAAAUGGGCGCUAAAGAUGUCGCCAAUGUCUUCAAGGACUACAAAAUCUGGCUCGGAGGCUUUAUGUACUUCGGGCUGAUUGUGCCUGCGUAUUCGUACGCGUACUUCUCGCCGUCUAUUGUCAACGGCUAUGGCUAUAGCAAGAUCCAGACACAGUUGCACAGUGUACCCCCAUGGGCGGCCGCUUUCGCCUUUGCCAUGAUUUUGGCCUGGAUUUCCGACAAGACACGCCAUCGCCUGGGUUAUGCAAUCUUCGCUAUCUGUGUAGCCAUCACUGGAUUCGCCAUCUUGCUCUCUGUACAUGACAACAGGCCUCUUGAAUACGCAGCCCUCUUCCUUGUGGCCAUGGGUUGUUAUUCCGCCAUGCCGAUUAUAGUGUGCUGCUUCAACAUGAACCUGGGAGGACAUCACCGCAGAAGUGUCGGAUCAGCAUGGCAAGUGGCAUUCGGCAACAUUGGUGGCAUCAUCGCCGUCUUCUCCUUCCUCAAAAAAGACGCCCCCUUGUACAAACCCGGCUACAGCAUCUGCAUCGCCUUCACCUGCUUGAGCAUCGUAAGCUGCAUCGCCUACUACUUCGCCUGCAUAUCCCAAAACCGCCAACGAGACAAAACCGCCACCGACGUCGGUCUCACCGAAUACGAAAAAACGGAAAUGGGAGAUUUGAAUCCGGAAUAUAGAUAUCUUGUUUAGAUAUAACAAUCAUGAAGAUCAUGUUGAGAGCAAGUGGAGAGGGGGGAAAAAAAAGCAUGGGGAAGUUUUUUUUUGGGGGCUUUUUUAUGUGUUUAUGACUAAUUCUUCUGUAUUAUAAUGCACCUUUUUUGUGAGAUUGUUGGCUUGCUGUUGC
Molecule: messenger RNA, 1580 nt
Organism: Aureobasidium pullulans EXF-150
Lineage: Eukaryota; Fungi; Ascomycota; Dothideomycetes; Dothideales; Saccotheciaceae
Product: major facilitator superfamily transporter
Exons: 3
Coding region: 17-1426 (469 amino acids)
Biological process (GO): transmembrane transport
Cellular component (GO): plasma membrane
Molecular function (GO): transmembrane transporter activity
Source: RefSeq, a predicted model, not a curated record